CUUUCUACACCUCUCUCAUUCACCAUGCAAUUUGUCUUUCCUUCACACCAAGACUUCUCUCCAACAAUAUCUUUUUUUUCACUCUAUUUCGAAGUCUUUCUCUGGUUACAAGGUUCCUUGCAACUCUCUUGUUCCAGAUGGCAAUAGGAAUCUUUGGAUUGAUCCCAAGCUCAUCACCAGACGAGCUAAGGAAGAUUCUGCAAAAACUUUCGACAAAAUGGGGAGACGUAAUUGAGGAUCUUGAGAGUCUUGAAGUGAAGCCGAUGAAAGGAGCGAUGACUAACGAAGUGUUCAUGGUGAGUUGGCCUAGAAAAGAAACGAAUCUUCGAUGUAGGAAACUUCUUGUUCGUGUCUAUGGUGAAGGCGUUGAGCUUUUCUUUAACAGAGACGACGAGAUUCGGACUUUUGAGUUCGUGGCCCGACAUGGCCACGGUCCAAGACUACUUGGCCGUUUCGCCGGCGGCAGAGUCGAGGAGUUUAUCCAUGCCCGGACCCUAUCAGCAAGCGAUCUUCGUGAUCCCAACAUAUCAGCUGUAGUGGCAACUAAGCUAAGAAAAUUUCACAGCAUAAACAUUCCUGGAGAUCAAACUGUUCACAUCUGGGACAGGAUGAGGACUUGGGUAGGACAAGCCAAGAAUCUGUGUUCAGCUGAACAUUCAGAAGAGUUUGGUCUAGACAAUAUUGAAGAUGAAAUCAACUUGCUAGAACAAGAAGUGAACAAUGAGUACCACCAACAAGAAAUAGGUUUUUCUCACAAUGAUUUGCAGUAUGGUAACAUCAUGAUUGAUGAAGACACCAAUGCCAUCACUAUCAUUGAUUAUGAGUAUGCAAGUUACAAUCCAGUUGCUUAUGACAUAGCAAAUCACUUCUGUGAGAUGGUAGCAAAUUACCAUUCUGACACUCCUCAUAUCUUGGACUACACUUUAUAUCCAGGAGAAGAAGAAAGGAGGAGAUUCAUCUGCAACUACCUCGCCUCUUCAGGUGAAGAACCAAGAGAGGAAGACAUAGAACAGCUUUUGGAUGAUGUGGAGAAGUAUACAUUGGCGAGCCAUCUCUUCUGGGGUUUAUGGGGAAUCAUCUCUGGCUAUGUGAACAAGAUUGACUUCAAUUAUCUCGAGUAUUCGAAGCAGAGAUUCAAACAGUAUUGGCUUCGAAAGCACCAGCUUUUACCUUUCUACUCAUCUCAUAAGUAAAAUAUUACACACAAAAAAAGUCAUGAUGAGAUCCAUAACAUGGCUACUAUGCCAAUGUUAAAAACCAUGUGUAUUUCUUAUGUUCUGAUACUAUGUAAUCAUCCAGCACAAUAAUACUUUCCAAGGAAAGAAUAGGAAAGUUUAAUAUUUGAAUCUUAUUCCAUUGUGAUAUUUACC
Molecule: messenger RNA, 1370 nt
Organism: Brassica oleracea var. oleracea
Lineage: Eukaryota; Viridiplantae; Streptophyta; Magnoliopsida; Brassicales; Brassicaceae
Product: probable choline kinase 3
Exons: 8
Coding region: 138-1193 (351 amino acids)
Biological process (GO): phosphatidylethanolamine biosynthetic process; phosphatidylcholine biosynthetic process
Cellular component (GO): cytoplasm
Molecular function (GO): choline kinase activity; ethanolamine kinase activity
Source: RefSeq, a predicted model, not a curated record